Molecule: messenger RNA, 1443 nt
Organism: Leptinotarsa decemlineata (Colorado potato beetle)
Lineage: Eukaryota; Metazoa; Arthropoda; Insecta; Coleoptera; Chrysomelidae
Product: protein AAR2 homolog
Biological process (GO): spliceosomal tri-snRNP complex assembly
Source: RefSeq, a predicted model, not a curated record
GAAGAACACAACCUCGAAAUAAGAUUUUAUAAUAAUGUAAACAUUGAAGUAAAUUUUCGAGAAAUUUGCAGAAUACUCCAUACCGAAUAAAUGGACCAACCAACAGCAAAAAAGUUGCUAGCGGAGGGAGCUUUCUUUAUAUUACUUGGAGUUCCAGAAGGUACCGAAUUUGGUAUUGACAUGAAAUCCUGGAACACAGGAGACAAAUUCAGGGGUGUUAAAAUGAUCCCCCCGGGAAUACAUUUCAUAUUUUUCAGUGCUGUUUCUGAGGAAGGUGAUACAGCACCCAGAACUGGGUUUUUCAAAAAUUUCAGAAAAUCUGAAGUUUUCGUAAAGAAAUGGGAUGUAAAAAAUGAAUGUAUAAGUGUAGAAACAGUAUCGGAGGAUGAAGUGGUUAAUCUCAAGGAUAAUAUUAUGGCGUUAGAUGACUUCCUAGGCCCAUAUCCGUAUGCAAUCAAGGAUAAAUGGUUGAAUUUAAGUUCCAGUAUCACAGAAAGCUUGAUUGAAAAAUUAACCCCACUUUCUGGUUACAUCCAGUCAGCACUAGAAUUGGUUUCUUGUAGUGAUGCAGACCGACCACGUGGAAAAUCCAAAAGUGAACAUUCCCCUGGAGGUACCAGCACAAACUCAAAAAGAUCGAGAUUAUCGGAUGAUUUCGAGGAAAGGUUCCUACCAGAAUUGAAACCAUUGGCGGGAACUGAGCUCAGGUUUACAGCUUUUCCUGAAAAAAACUACCCAGCAGGAUCUACUCCCGCAGAGAUAACAAGACACUCUUUGGAUUCAACGUAUGUGCUUGACCAAGUUUUGACCUCGUAUCAAAAUCCCUCCGACAUCCUGGGAGAACUGCAAGCUUGCUACAUCUGUUUCCUAGUAGGACACAGCCUGGAAGCAUUCGAACAUUGGAAAAAGUUGGUCAAUUUAUUCUGUUCCUGUGAAAUCGCCAUCAAGAAGCAUCGAAGGCUGUAUGACAUGUUUCUAUCCAUCAUUGAAGUUCACGUAGCUGAAAUUCCGGAAGAGUUUUUAGCAGACAUAGUUGCAAAUGACAAUUUUGUCUAUAUGAAACUGAGAAGGUUGUUUGGAUCUAUACAGGCUUCUCAGGUUGAUGGCAUUUUGAAAACCAAAGCAGACAGACUGAGAAAAAGUUUGACAGAAAAGUAUUUGUGGGACUUUGAACAUUUGAAUUCAGAAGAGGAGGAUGAAGCGCCUGUUGUGGUUGAAACAUGAAGCAUCGAACAAUGUGGUAUGCAAGAAGAAUAACAUCAUAUCUGAUUUAUCGCUGAAUCUUAACCUCUGUAAUGGAAGAAAAUUUGGGAUUUUUUGUCAUAGAAGUGAACCUGAAUGCUGUUACAUUUUAAUUCAAAAUGUUUCUUUUGGUAACAUUCAAUGGGAUACUGUUGAUAUACAAAUUAUAUAACAACCUAUAAAAUAUAAAGAGAAGCAUUA